CCGUCUGGAACAGAGUAAUCCACUUUCCAUUACUUUCAAUGAGAAAGUUCGCUUCAGUUUAUGAACGCUUCAGUUUAUGAACAGACUUCCGGAACCAAUUGUGUUCAUAAACCAAGGUACCACUGUACUCCAUAAGUACCCAGGGCGCACAGGACAUCAUCCCAUCAUCCCUAGCUAACAGGACAGGGAUGAUGGGAAUUGUAGUCCCAAAACAUAUGGAGGGCCGAGUUUGCCUAUGCCUGGUUUGGACAAAUCCCCAGCAGGGCUGGCAGCGCAACAGCAGGUGCCGGCUCGGAUCUGCCGCCUGAAGCAAAUGGCUUCACCUUGCCUUAUGCACAGGCCAUCCCUGUGCUCAACAGCAGCAAUAUACAGAAAUUCAGCUCUUACUACUCCUACAUAAUCACACUGUCAGCUGUUACAAGGCACAAUUAGAAUGCAAUUUGAGCUUCAGGUGCUUAUGGAAUGUAACCAAAAAUGUACACAUUAACUUGAGCACUUUUUAAGUAAGGAAGCCGGAGACAGAAAAGAUAUCCCAGAAGGGGAACUGGCAGAGGAUCCCCUGAAAGCACCUGAAAAAUUAAAAGAAAGGUUUUUAGGUGCUUUCUGAAGAUCUGGAGACUCUGACCCAAGGGGAUAUAAUUUGUCCUUUUGGGUGUGUGAUUUGCCUCUUGCAGAUUUGGCCAUUUGAAGAUCACUGUUGGGCAAUGUUUCGGACAUCCUCCUGUCCUUACAGAAUCCGAGGAAGCUCUUUUGCCCAAUUUCCACAGCAACUUGGCAAGACCCCUGACCCAAAUAGCUGGAAGGUGGGGCUUGCUUGCAUUACUGUCUGGGCCCGGGGCAAGACUUGCCUCUGUCAGAGUUGAGACGGCACUGCUGCACGUUCUCCACUCCUGGCACCUUGCUAAAGGCAGUUUGACUUGUGAAGCCGUUUACAGGCUAAUGCAAUGAUGGCAGCCAAAAGCAAGCAGGUAAUGCAGAACGGAACCCCUAAGGGAAAUGAUAACGCAUUGCAGAGGGUCUUGCACCUACCGGUGCUCAAUUCAGCAUGCGGUAACCUCCAGAAGGCAUAUUCUGUCACCAAAGAAGUUCAUCCGCUGAUGGCGUCCGUGUGUGGGGCUUAUGAGCGAGGCCUCCAGAAUGCCAGCUCCAUAGCUGCAUUGAGCGUGAAGCCUGUGGUAAAGAAGCUGGAACCUCAACUUGCAGCAGCCAACAACCUGACUUGUCGAGGUCUGGACCAUUUGGAGCAGAAGAUUCCUGCCCUCAACCAGCCAGUGGAGAAAGUUACAUCUGAUCUAAAGGAUUCCAUCAUAACUUACAUGCAAAGUGCCAUGUGCUCAGUUAUGCACACCUUGGGACUGGGUGCCAAAAGCUGCAAGCAGCCCAAGAGUAGUAUGAGGGACGCAGCAGAGUGUGCCAGGACCAGUCGAGUGAGCCAGCUGGCUGAAGCUGGAGUAGACGCGGCCAUUGGCAAACUGGAGAAGCUGGUGGACUUCUUCCUACCAAAAACUGAGCAUGAGUCAGUGCACAAGCCUCCAAGGAAGUGUGAGUCGAGCACCUUUGGGAGGAUAAGGUCUUUAGCUGCUACUGCUUUCCAUCGUGCAUACAAAAAAACCACCCAAAACAUUCAGCACGUAAGAGACAAAGGGCAGGAUUUGGCAACGUGCAUCCCAGGUCUGGUUGUCUUGGCCCGGCAGAGCUCAAAGAAGGUCCUGCAGAUCAUCACUGGUGUUCCGAGCGCAGAAACCGGCUGGCUAAGCAAGAAGGUUCAGAAGGUGCCGAAGAAAGAGGAGGAAACCAAGAAAGACGACACUGCGAGAAAGACAGCAAAGCAAGUCGAGGCACAGAGCUUGCUGGGCAGUGUGUCUCAGAACCUGCAGACGUCGUGCUUCUCCAUCGCCUCAAAGGUGAAGGAUGCCCCUGCUACUGUCUGGAAUGCGGCUGGGCAGCUUCUGCAGGUCUCUCCACAGAGGGCCAUGUCUGAGGCAGGGGACAAAGUGGACCUGUUGAAAGAGACCUUUCAUAAUAUCACAAGCAACCUGCUGGGAACAGUCUCCUACUAUGUACCUCUUCCAAAGAUCUCGGUGAAGCAAGAGGAGACUGCAAACAUACCCGUGGCUAAUUCUGAGACAAGUCAAGACCAGGAAGGUACCCAGCCUGUGAGCACAGAUGAUGAGGAGGAGAGGGGGCUCGCGUAUCAGCUCCUAGGAGUCCGGCGGUCUAGCCGAGGUCACCAUCCCCUCUCCUUCCUCAAUCUUGAUGGGCCCCUUCCUCCUCAGCCAGCCCCCUCCCAACAUCGGAGCGCAGCCUUUGAAGCUGAGUAUUCAGGAUCCCGCAAAUCUGCCUUCUCUCCUUACAAGGAUUGGGCUGGCAGCAGGAGACUGAGCGAAGGGCUUUGCCGCCCCAGUUCGCAGGUCGUGUACGCCAGGGCUAAUACAAGCCUCUAUAGCACCACCUCCAAGAAAGACUAAGCCAAUAAGAGGCCCAAACCCUCUGCUUAAUAACUUGUACAGUCUCUUGAGUCUACUGCCCUUGCUGGCUUUGCAAGCUGCAUAACAUUAGAAUAUAUCAGUUAGGGCCCGGAGUCCUCAAAAAGAACAUUGUGGGGUGAGGAACUGCCUCAACCCCUAGGAGUGCGUGAUCAGGAUAAGGACCACAGUAUGUGAGGCUAGUAACCCAUUUCCCCACACCAGGGGGGGGGGAUUCUCCAUGAAGAGAAAUAGCUUUGACAGUUUUUAUCAGGGCCACAACCUGAGGAGUUAUGUGUUAUCACUCCACACUGUGUUACAGUCCUAAUCUUGUAUUUUUUUAAAAACAAACAAACCUCCAGACAUGUUAAAUGGGGAAUCUGUGACCCUCUGGUAGGGAUGGGUGACCCUGGCAAUUUCGUUUCUCUCAGUUUGUUUUGUUUUUAGUCCAGUCUUCAGUUCCAUAUUAGUUUGCCAUUUUUCUUUAAAAAAAAAACACCUUGUGAAAAUUAACCGGCAUUUCAGUGCUAAUUUCUCCUAACAAAUG
Molecule: messenger RNA, 3012 nt
Organism: Zootoca vivipara (common lizard)
Lineage: Eukaryota; Metazoa; Chordata; Lepidosauria; Squamata; Lacertidae
Gene: PLIN1
Product: perilipin 1
Biological process (GO): lipid metabolic process
Cellular component (GO): lipid droplet
Source: RefSeq, a predicted model, not a curated record